AAUUCAGAAUUAUGAUGUACUCGAUGAAGGUAAAUAGGUGGAGGACGGAGGUUACGCUUGUUGUCUCAUUCUCAUAAUCCACAGACGCCGUGAAGCCGUGAAGGUAGAAGAUAAAGGUUUUAAACUAUUAAUCCAUAAGGGUCUACUUUAUUGUUUUUUGGAUAUCAUUGUAUUCUUCGUUCUAUCUGGUCGUCGAUCGUUUGAUAUGACAGCAACAGUAUUUAACAUAAAUUUACGUACUAUACUCGUCCAGCGAGAGAACGCGCUGCGUACCGACUAAAAUCGAUCUAGUUUCGUGCAUCUCCGGAGCUACCCUAUACUUAUUACUUAAUGCUCACACCUAGACCGCCCAAUGGUGAAUGGGCGACAACCACUUCAGCCUCCAAUAUUCCAAUGUUCGACAGCACGCCUAGACGAUAACGAGUUGUUUAUCAUACCAAUAACCGAGCGUUGACAUUGGAUCGAUUGACCGCUUAUGGUACACCCUGUGAGGGGGAAACGGGAUCUCGGUAAUCGCUCGGUCGUCACUUGUCACUCUUGUCAGUUGUCAGUCUGCAAUUUGCGUACGCGGAUUCUGCGGAUUCUCUCGUUGGACAGAGCAUAUUCGUACAUAUUAUCAUGUUUAUGGACAGCAAACAUUCUUAAAUCUGUUUAUAUAGUUUUUAUGGAAUGAAAUGAACAAAUCUUAAUUUUAUCUAUGACAUAUUAAUGUUAUAUUAGUAUUUAACCAUUAAUCAUGAUCCAGACGACUAGACCAACUCAGGUUAAGUUAGUUAGUCUGCGAUCUUAUAGUCAUAGCAUAGAGUAAAACGUUACUGUACUAGUCAUAGUGUAAUAGUGUAUUAGUGACAAGUGUGUCUUAAAUCUUAAGUCAAGUAUGAAGAACUCGCCACAUGAUAAUUGAUUAUCAUUUGUAAGCAAUGGUAUUAUUUACAUUGUCAUUUAUAGAUGCCAUUGAACAAAAGUCGAUAUUCUAAGCCAUCGUGAACUGAUAAUAAUCAUCUCCUUUUUCCAAAUUUGUUUAUCUUCUCAUAAAGUAUUAAUUGUAUAGACGGCAUGUCAACUUACUGAAGACGCGAAAUUUACGUCUGUACAAGAGUUUACAUCAGAAAAUAAAUAAAGCUAUGGAAUUAAAUGUACAAGACCAGUCAGCUCAUAUAUGUUCAAUUUAUAAAACUCCAGUUACCACUGUGGAAGAAUAUGCAGCAAAAUAUCGCCUUAUUCCUCAAUAUGAUCUCAUACAUAAUGGUGUUUUAUAUAAUAAAGCCAACUUUAAGUAUAGUUUGACUCUGGGUAAAUAUGUUAGUGUUGGCUUAGGGCUUUCCAAAAAAGAAGCCAAGCAAUCAGCAGCCCUAAAUCUUCUCAAACUAAUGAUUGAUGAUAACCCCGAGUUAAUAAAUACAGAUUUAAUAAAACAAUGCAAUUUAGAUAAGUGCAUGGUCUCUCCAAUUCAUAACAAUGUUAAAGUGAAUUCAGUUGGAAAAUUGGUCGAAAUUUGUUCAAAAUAUAAAUUGGAAUUACCUGAAUUCAAUUUAAUUAAAGAAGAAGGACCAGACCAUGCUAAAUUAUUUACUUUCAGUUGUCGUGUAGCUAAACUGAUUGAAAUAUCAUCACACAUAACCAAAAAACAGGCUAAACAUUUGGCUGCUGUUCAGAUGAUGAAAAAAUUAAUGUCUAUUGACAAGUCAUUGAUUUUGGAAGAGGAACGAAAUGAAUCAGAAUCCAUGAAAAUCCUGGAACAAGUUGAAAUCAUCAAACUAGAGCAGACAAAAACAUCUGCAUUUAUGGGUAAAAAUUUAACUAAUUAUCAUUUAUUUUUCAAAAAUUCUGAAUUGAUAAACUCAGAUAUAUUAAAUAAGGUUGUUAGUGAGUAUAACAAAAAUAAUGAAUUAGAUUUACUUGAACCUUUUAAAAUCUUAUGCGAAAUUGUCACUGAAUGUAAAAUGCACUUGAUUUCAAAAACCAUAAGUGUAGAAUUACUUGAUAAAAGAUAUAAUCAUGUACAUAUUCUUGCUAUUGAUAAUAAUGUAGACCCUUCUGUUUACGGUUUGGGUGAGGCUGACAACAUUGAAAAUGCUCAGCAAAUUGCUGCGAAAGAGCUACUCAUUGGUAUUUGUAUAUUAUUAAAAUAAACAUAUUUAGUUUAUUUUUAUCCUGUUAUUAUUAAAUAGAUUAAGCACAAUUAAAGCUCUAAUUUUAAACUCUCAUGCCCAUGCCUAAAUUAAUUUAUU
Messenger RNA from Melanaphis sacchari, 2231 nucleotides. RefSeq names its product RISC-loading complex subunit tarbp2-like. The record is from RefSeq and is a predicted model, not a curated record. NCBI's taxonomy places the organism in Eukaryota, Metazoa, Arthropoda, Insecta, Hemiptera, Aphididae. Bases 1125 to 2132 code for a protein of 335 amino acids. The transcript has 2 exons.